AUGACACAGGAACAUAUAGAUUUAUCCUAUGCAUCCCAACAAGAUGCCGGUCAAGAACAAGCUUUGGUUGAAGAAGAAAACCCAAAUCACUCUAUAACUGACGCGUCAGUUCCAGCAGAUCAACUGCAAGAUGAAGGCGUUCAGCCUAUGGGUGAGGCCUAUGACGAGGAGGAUGAAGGACAGAUCGGUCCUUCUCCUAUAGAUGUCCUUAUAGGCAACGGUAUUUCCAAGAAAGAUAUUGAAAAGUUACAGGAAUCUGGUUUAUGUACGGUUGAAUCAAUCGCCUAUACCCCAAAAAAAAUCUUAACCACAAUCAAAGGUAUAAGUGAUCAGAAGGCAGAUAAGUUGAUACUUGAAGCUUCUAAGAUUGUUCCUCUUGGGUUCACUACAGCAACUGAAUUCCAUCAACGUCGCUCAGAGUUGAUUACCCUAACAACAGGUUCCAAGCAAUUAGAUACCUUAUUGGGUGGUGGUAUCGAAACUGGUGCUAUAACAGAAAUUUUUGGUGAAUUCAGAACCGGUAAAUCGCAAUUAUGCCACACUUUAGCUGUUACCGCUCAGCUACCUGUUGAAAUGGGUGGUGGUGAAGGUAAGUGUUUGUUUAUUGAUACAGAAAGUACCUUCAGGCCAGUUCGAAUUGUUCCUAUCGCUCGUCGUUUUGGUUUGGAUGAGAGAGAAGCCAUGGAGAACAUUGCGUAUGCAAGAGCCUAUAAUGCAGACCACCAAUUACAGUUGUUAAAUCAAGCAGCCCAGAUGAUGGCACAAUCGAGGUUUUCUUUACUAAUCGUUGAUUCAAUUAUGGCUCUAUAUAGAACAGACUAUUCCGGUAGAGGUGAAUUGAGUGCAAGGCAAAUGCAUGUCGCAAAGUUCAUGAGAACCCUACAAAGACUAGCUGAUGAAUUUGGUAUUGCAAUCGUCAUUACUAAUCAAGUUGUUGCCCAAGUUGAUGGAGGUGCACUAUUCAAUCCUGAUCCAAAGAAGCCAAUUGGUGGUAAUAUAAUUGCACAUUCUUCUACCACAAGAUUAUACUUUAAAAAGGGUAAGGGCGCAAACAGAAUUUGUAAGAUUUAUGAUUCUCCUUGUUUAGCAGAGACUGAAUGUGUGUUUGCAAUUGGCCAAGGUGGUAUAAUGGAUCCAUCCGAUGAGUCAGAACAAAUGGAUGAGGAUUAG
Molecule: messenger RNA, 1170 nt
Organism: Pichia kudriavzevii
Lineage: Eukaryota; Fungi; Ascomycota; Pichiomycetes; Pichiales; Pichiaceae
Exons: 1
Coding region: 1-1170 (389 amino acids)
Biological process (GO): DNA strand invasion; mitotic recombination; double-strand break repair via homologous recombination
Cellular component (GO): condensed nuclear chromosome
Molecular function (GO): ATP-dependent DNA damage sensor activity; double-stranded DNA binding; ATP binding
Source: RefSeq, a predicted model, not a curated record